This is a messenger RNA of Sporothrix schenckii 1099-18, 231 nucleotides long. RefSeq lists its product as uncharacterized. The record is from RefSeq and is a predicted model, not a curated record. The transcript has 3 exons. NCBI's taxonomy places the organism in Eukaryota, Fungi, Ascomycota, Sordariomycetes, Ophiostomatales, Ophiostomataceae. Bases 1 to 231 code for a protein of 76 amino acids.
AUGUUUAUCGACAGUGCUGAGGAGGAGCAGAGCUGCUUCCCGUAUACCAAUGCAGAUGUGAGGCACAAACACGCUUUGCGGCGAAGACGUCAAGGCGAGGAAGGCCCAGCAGCACGCGGCUGUCUCGGAACGAUAUUGACAAAGGAAGUAAACGUCCCUCAUGUCCUUGGAGUCCACGGAAUUGUACGCAACACUCCGCUAGAGGACGGUGGUAUAAACAAUGUCAAAUAG